This is a messenger RNA of Prosopis cineraria, 1038 nucleotides long. RefSeq names its product pectinesterase QRT1-like. Gene Ontology annotation, molecular function: pectinesterase activity. The coding region runs from base 1 to 1038 and encodes 345 amino acids. The record is from RefSeq and is a predicted model, not a curated record. NCBI's taxonomy places the organism in Eukaryota, Viridiplantae, Streptophyta, Magnoliopsida, Fabales, Fabaceae. The transcript is spliced from 5 exons. Gene Ontology annotation, biological process: cell wall modification.
AUGAAGCAGCUAAAACUUGAACCUUUAAUUUUAACACUUGUGGUGGCGGUCACCGCUGCAGCGAAUGAUGCUAGCACUAGCGCAGAAUUAUUCAUUUCGUGGAAAGACCUAAUAGUGACGCGAAAUGACAUCAAGAGUGGUAGAGCUAUCGUGGUUGAUCAAAACGGACGUGGAAAUUCAAUCACAAUUCAAGGAGCUGUAGAUUUGAUCCCUGCCAACAAUGAAUCACGAAUGAAAAUCCUUGUUUAUACUGGAACUUACAAUGAAACAGUGGAAAUACCAGCAAACAAGUCGUAUGUAUCAAUCAUCGGAAGACCAAAUACAAGAAAUGGCGAUUUCCCAGUGAUCACAAGUUGUCGAAAGGCGUCUGAUACAGAUCAGUCUGGGAACAUGUUAGGAAGCAUGAAUACUGCAACCGUUCUGGUUCAAUCCAACUAUUUUGUUGCUGCCGCUCUAACCAUUGAGAAUAGUGCAGUUCCAAGUGGGCAUGGAGAUCAAGCAUUGGCGAUAAGAAUAGACGGAGAUAAAUCUGUGUUUUACAAAGUGAGGUUCUUAGGGUAUCAAGACACUCUUAUGGAUAAUAUUGGAACUCAUUUAUUUUAUCAUUGUUACAUUGAAGGAAGCAUCGAUUUCAUCUGUGGAAGUGCCACAUCGUUGUAUCAGGACUGUACAAUAAACUCAACAAGAGCAGGAGCAAUAGCAGCACACGAAAGGAACACAGAAGAUGAUUCAGGUUUUAUCUUUGAGGAUUGCAAAAUCCUAGGAACUGGACCCACCAUUCUUGGGCGAGCUUGGGGCAAUUAUUCCAGAAUCAUAUAUUCCUUCUGCACAUUCCACAAUAUCAUCGACCCUGUAGGCUGGAGUGAUUGGGAUAAUCCCUACAAACAGAACACCUCCUUUUUCGGAGAGUACAUGAAUCAGGGACCUGGAUCAAACAGAAUUGGAAGAGCUUCAUGGUCCAAAUCUUUGUCAGAUGAUCAAGCAAUUCGAUAUGUCGGUAGAACCUUCAUCAAAGGACACGAUUGGCUUAAAAUAUAG